Messenger RNA from Wickerhamiella sorbophila, 801 nucleotides. RefSeq names its product RNA exonuclease 4. NCBI's taxonomy places the organism in Eukaryota, Fungi, Ascomycota, Dipodascomycetes, Dipodascales, Trichomonascaceae. The record is from RefSeq and is a predicted model, not a curated record. Gene Ontology annotation, cellular component: nucleus. Gene Ontology annotation, biological process: ribosomal large subunit assembly; rRNA processing. Bases 1 to 801 code for a protein of 266 amino acids. Gene Ontology annotation, molecular function: nucleic acid binding; 3'-5' exonuclease activity. The transcript has a single exon.
AUGUCUGCAAACUGGAAGGCUUUACAGAAAAGACUGAAUAUACUCGACAAAAAGAGUCCAACAAUGAAACCACCAUCAAAAUCAAAGCUAAAAGAAGCAAUUAGCAAAGUCAACAACCCUAUUGAUUCGGAUUUAAUUGAUGACCCUUCAAUACCAGGUCUUUCAGAAUUUCAGAGGAGGCCAAAACGCCUAGAUGCAGUUCUUUUGAAUGAGGAUGAAAACUUGCUCGGUAUCAGCUCACCAGAUACUGUUGUAUACAGCAAAUCAAAGCAGAAGAUUGGAACUUUCUUGGCCCUAGACUGUGAGUUUGUUGGGACAGGGUUCAAAGGAAAAAAUAGCGAACUGGCGCGCGUAUCUAUUGUAAACUAUUAUGGCUAUCCUGUUUUGGAUCUAUAUGUCAAGCCUUUGAAUUUUGUUACCGAUUGGAGGACAAAAUGGAGUGGCAUCACGCCAGACAUGAUGAAAGAAGCCGUUGCGUUUUCUGAGGCUCAAAGUAUGGUGGCUGCCGUUCUCAAAGGCAAAGUAUUGAUCGGACAUGGUUUGAGAAAUGAUACCAAGGUUAUGAUGAUCUCACACCCACGCCACUCUACCAUCGAUACCCAAGUUUUGCAACGAUACAGGGACUGUCCUGUGAUUAAAGGCAGGCCAGGUCUCAAACGCUUGGUAAAAUCAUAUCUCGGGCUCGAUAUCCAAAUUGGCUCUCAUAGCUCUGUUCAAGACGCACAGGCCAGUAUGUUGCUGUUCCGUUUGUUCAAAGAUGAAUACAUGCCAAACAAGCCCAAAUCUAGAAUACGCCAGUAA